UUGCAGUUUGGUGUGUCUUUUAUUUUUACGUAGAACUCAUAUCGAUCCGAUAUGCCGCGUCCGAGAAUGGAUUUUGCGACUAAUAAGUGGCGAGGCACCACGCGAGCAAGAAUGAACAGCCCUGGAGGUUAUGGGCACUGCUCAAUUGGCUCAUUCCUCGGUGCUUCUCGAAGGUACGCGUCACGUCUGUUUGGUUGGACAGCCACCAAGUUGACUUGGAUGUCAGCGCCUGUUGUCAUCAGAACCUGGUUCUUGUGCUGCCACAUCAUUUUUGGUGGUGGCGCUGUCGUCACCUCCCAACGCUUGCGCUCCCCGAGUUCCCAUUCAAGAUGGUGCUGCCACGGACUUUGGCUCGUGGGGGUGCUGUCGCUACUGACAAAGCCUGUGCUCCCCGUCGUCCCUGUUGAAAUGGUGGCUGGAACUUGGAGAGGGUUUGCUGCCACAGCCGGAUCCAGUGUUACAUUCCUGUGGCUUUUUGGUUGUUUCCCAAUUAUUGAAGGGAGUUGCAGGCUUAUCAUGGGCGACACAGUGCUUUGCUCGCACCUUCACGGAGUACAGCAAUGUGGGGAAGCAAGUCGAGGACAGCCUCUCUCGAUUUCUGUCCCGGGGGCACUAUGCUCUUUCAGCUCACACCUUACAGACAUGUCAGGAAGCAAGGAAAGGUUAUUUUUUUCACUCAUCGUUUAUAUUUGGGUGAUUAACUUAGUCUUGAAAAAAAAAACGUCAUUUUAAUGACAUUGUGAUAAAUAAAUUUUGGGUCUUUAAAUUGUC
This is a messenger RNA of Ixodes scapularis (black-legged tick), 771 nucleotides long. RefSeq lists its product as uncharacterized. The record is from RefSeq and is a predicted model, not a curated record. The transcript has 6 exons. Bases 52 to 732 code for a protein of 226 amino acids. NCBI's taxonomy places the organism in Eukaryota, Metazoa, Arthropoda, Arachnida, Ixodida, Ixodidae.